AUGCCAUACACUGCGCCGUUGAAGACGUCGCCUUCUACACAGCACAUUGAACACUCCGAUCUGAGCACUCCUCCGUCUCCAAGCUCACCCACCGUGGCCAACCCUCAUGCAGGCAACCUAAACCUGCCCCCGUCAUACUCCUCUGCCUCUUAUGUCCGUCGACACCGACGAUCCCCAUCCAACAGCAAGACGUUCAUAUUUCCAGCGCCGGACAAUGGCCAUGAGCACAACCGGAAUGCCGACACUUAUGCCAGUGUUCGGCAAUCGCCUUCACCUGUGAAUGAAGGCCCGAUCCCCCCCGGAGCCCUGCUUUCGCCUCCGGAAUCGACACAGAACUCGAGCGAUGAGGAGUCAACUACUCGGUCGAGGGAUGUGCUUCAACUGGAAGAAUUGGAGGCUGCUGUUAGGUCAAUCGAACAAAGGCGGGCCUCAUCUCCUGAUAGACAGCUGGACAUACCUUCAACAGCAAGUGGGGAGGGCGGUGCCGCUGCUGCGGGGAAGCCUGUGCGUUCUUGUAUGGCGAGGGAUAAUCGCAUGGUCGCCCAUUCUCGGUCGUUUGUCGAAAACGCAGUCACUCGAAAGCAGGAGGAAGCUCUGACAAGCUCCCCGGAGGACAGUGAUCGGGAUGAGCCCGAACCAAAAUCUCCGAUGGUGCGCAAAAAGUCCGGUGAGCUUGUAAGGCCAGCGUUACGUCCACCCUCGGCUCGUCGGCGGCCGUCUAGCAUGCCUGGGACUCCUACGUACGCGAAGGCGGUUCAUUUUGAUGCCCAGUUGGAACAUAUCCGCCAUUUCCUGCAGCUUGACAAGCCCCAGGCCGUCAGUGCUGGCUCGUCACCCGUGGAGGACAUGGAUGGUGAAACGGAGUACCCAUUUCAUAUCAAAUCAUCGGAGCCUGCGGCUUUUGAAUGGGGGCUUCGGCUGUCGAACUUUCCUCAUAAAUUGUCUCCAGAGACGAACCAACGUGUUCGCCUAGAACGACUGUUCCUGUCAACCGACAAGCACUCUUUGGUUGGUUUGGUGGUAGUUGCUAACCUUGCUUUCGAAAAGCAUGUUGCUGCCCGUUUCACAUUUGAUGGUUGGAGAACUACCUCGGAGGUAACCGCCGAGUAUAGCCAUGAUGCUCGACAGAAGCAGUUGCAUGAUGGAUACGACCGGUUCAUGUUUAACAUCAGACUGGACGAGCAGACAAAUCUGGAUAAGAAAACAAUGUUCGUCUGUAUCAGAUAUAAUGUGAACGGCCAGGAAUACUGGGAUAACAACGGCGUAAGGGACUAUCAAGUCAAUUUCACAAAGAUCCCGAAGGCGAAGUCAAAAACAGAGGAGAUACCUCGCCCGCGUCCUCGUAUUAACUUACCUCGAAGUCGAAGCUUUACCGGGUCUGGCAGUCGACCCCAUUCAAUGCCCUCGUCUCUGAAAGACUUUUCUGACAUGCAUCGCUACAUAUCAUUCGGCCCUCCACUGAACGAUCGAAAGGGAAAGCCUGAAGACGACGACGAUGUGCCUCGUGAUCCUGAGGCGCCAGUUCCCUUACGCCGCGAUAAACAGCAUCACCAGGUUUUCGGCAAUCGCUAUGAUUUUGAAUCAUCCCUGUCUGCUGUCAUGCGCACAAAACCAGAACUUGAUCGCACUAUGUUGACUGCCCGGGCAAAAUCAGAAACUCCUGUGCCGCAGUCUGAUUCACGGGCUCCAUCAGCUCGUGCGCCUCGACUUUCUCAACCGAGCCCCGAAAAGCCUUCUUCGAUGACAUCAGACAAGCCGAACCGUGAAUCUUCGGUGUAUAGGGAACUUGUGGAUCGAUACUGUUUCUUCGGUUCUCCCCAAAAGCCGAAUCUCCCACUCAAAGCGAAUGAUUCAGGGGCAAGCCAAACCGCCAGUUCAUCGCCACCGUCGUCACCGCCAAAGAACUAUACGAUGAAGGAAAGCUCUGCCGAUGCGUCUCGGAGCUUACCAACAUCUCCCCCGUCGACAUAUUCAUACAAGUACUUUGACCCUAUGCAAGAAAGUCUCUUGAAUGAAACUAAAACACCUGCCCUGAUAAGCGGAUAA
Aspergillus puulaauensis is the source of this 2046-nucleotide messenger RNA. Its product is annotated as protein phosphatase regulator GAC1. Gene Ontology annotation, biological process: regulation of glycogen biosynthetic process. Gene Ontology annotation, molecular function: glycogen binding; protein phosphatase 1 binding. Lineage: Eukaryota; Fungi; Ascomycota; Eurotiomycetes; Eurotiales; Aspergillaceae. The coding region runs from base 1 to 2046 and encodes 681 amino acids. Gene Ontology annotation, cellular component: protein phosphatase type 1 complex. The record is from RefSeq and is a predicted model, not a curated record. The transcript has a single exon.